This is a messenger RNA of Brachypodium distachyon (stiff brome), 1163 nucleotides long. RefSeq names its product peroxidase P7. The coding region runs from base 1 to 975 and encodes 324 amino acids. The transcript has 3 exons. Gene Ontology annotation, biological process: response to oxidative stress; hydrogen peroxide catabolic process. NCBI's taxonomy places the organism in Eukaryota, Viridiplantae, Streptophyta, Magnoliopsida, Poales, Poaceae. The record is from RefSeq and is a predicted model, not a curated record. Gene Ontology annotation, molecular function: heme binding; peroxidase activity.
AUGAGGCCGAGACCCGACCUCCUCCUGGCGUCGGCGGCGGUAAUCGCGGUUGCUCUGCACGCGCUGGCCGGCGGAUCCGCCGCGCAGCUCUCGGCGGGGUUCUACUCCGCGAGCUGCCCCACCGUGCACGGCGUCGUGCGGCAGGUCAUGUCCCAGGCCGUCAUGAACGACACGCGCAGCGGCGCCGCCAUCCUCCGCCUCUUCUUCCACGACUGCUUCGUCAACGGCUGCGACGCGUCGCUGCUUCUGGACGACACGGCCACGACGCCGGGGGAGAAGGGCGCCGGCCCGAACGCCGGCGGGUCGACCUUCGGCUUCGACGUGGUCGACAGCAUCAAGACGCAGGUCGAGGCCGCCUGCCCCGGCGUCGUCUCCUGCGCCGACAUCCUCGCCAUCGCCGCGCGCGACAGCGUCAACCUGCUGGGCGGGCCGAGCUGGGCCGUGCCGCUGGGCCGGCGGGACGCGACGGCCCCGAACCCGUCGGGCGCGGCGACGGACCUGCCGGGCCCGGACUCGGACCUGGCCGCGCUCGUGGCGGCCUUCGCCGCCAAGGGCCUGACGUCGCGCGACCUGGCGGCGCUCUCGGGCGCGCACACGGUCGGCAUGGCCCGCUGCGCGCACUUUCGGACGCACGUCUACUGCGACGACAACGUGAGCCCGGCGUUCGCGUCGCAGCAGCGGCAGGCGUGCCCGGCCUCCGGCGGCGACGCCAGCCUCGCGCCGCUCGACGCGCUCAGCCCCAACCAGUUCGACAACGGGUACUACCGGAGCCUCAUGUCCGGCGCCGGCCUGCUGCGGUCCGACCAGGAGCUCUUCAACAACGGGGCCGUCGACUCCUUGGUGCGCCUGUACGGCUCCAACGCCAACGCCUUCUCCGCCGACUUCGCCGCGUCCAUGAUCACGCUCGGCAACAUCAGCCCGUUGACCGGGUCCACCGGGGAGAUCAGGCUCGACUGCAGGAAAGUGAAUUCGUGAUGAGCAUAAGAAAGUAACAUGUGGACGAAGCUUUAAAUGUCGCUGUGUCAAGCAAUUAGUGAAUAUAUUGAUUAAACUCUUGAAAGAUGUCUAACAUGGAACCAGUACUAUUCAUGACUUCGAAAAUGUACUACGGAGUAUACAACUUUACUAGCGAUCAGAUUCAAUAGCGUGGAACUAAGCUUUAA